AUGGACGUGGAAAUUCUUCUGGAGACGGCUGAGGAGCAGUGCAAGCGCAGAAGCCGAGGCCCUCGCAGCCUCUUCGCUAUCUCCUAUCUUACGGUGGCGGAGGACUGGGACGAAGCCGUGCCUCGGAGAAGAAGCGGAGUGGCCGGCAGAGAUCUAGAGGUGAGCAUCUGGAGAAAAAUGGGAACCAAGGACCGACGUGGCGAGGAGCUGGUCCGCGCCAGCCCGCAGAUGUCCUGGGCCAUCGCGCUCUCCCGCCGCUUCUGCUCCAUCGGGCGACUGCCAGGGCUCCGGAUGAACGGCCACCGUGCCGGCAAGGGACCCCAGGUCAUGGAAAUGGUCUUGCGAAAUCUGGCGCUGCGGAUCAAGGAUCGGGAUGCAGAGACACUGAAGCGCUUCGAGCAGGCCUUGGCAGUGUCGAACACCCAGGACCACGCGGUCGGUACGCGCCUGGUGGUCAGCAUGGCCAAGGAGGUUCUCGAGUGGAGCAAGUCCGGGCCUCUGGGCUUGUGGCUGAAGGAUGCAGAGCUCUAUGCCGGAGAGAAAGGUCGGAAUCAAGCAUCAGCGCUGCUACGUGCAGCCGCUGACAGCCUGGACGGCGAGGUGCGAGGCCUCGGCCACACGCAGAGCUUCCGGAUUCCGCGUGCUGAGGAUGACAGCCCCGCAGCUGCAGUCGACCGCAGCAUCACGAAAGGCGUGCGCCUGGUGCAUUUCGGCUGCUUCGAGCAGGCGCAGGAGCAGCUGGACGAGGCUCGGCUUCGCCUUCAGCAGCAGCACUUCGAGGAGGGGGCCCGCGAGAGUUUGACGCUCGCAGCUUGCCUGGCCUCCUCGCUGCUGCAGCAGAAGAAGGGCCGGAACGAUCUCGUGAAGGAGCUGAAAGCGGAGUGCACGCAGUCGCUCCACCGUCUGGAAGCCACCACGAAGCGACCCAAGCCCGUGGCAUGCUGGCACAACUUGCCACUGCUGCUUCGGGUGUUGCCAUCGUCCAAGAGGCCCUCGAGUCCCAUGGCACAGCGCCACGGAGACUUGGACUGGUCGGGCAUGGAAUGCACAGGUGCGUUGGAUUCCGACGUCCUCGAGGACCUACCGGAUUCAGGCCUCCAGCGCCGGGUCCGUGCACGUAGCCGCCACCUGAUGAGUUACCUCAUGCCUCUCACAGGCGAACGCUUCGCAUCAGAUGCUUUGGAGGUGCACCGCAUCGAGGCUGGCUUGGCGAAAGCGUUGUGCUGA
Symbiodinium necroappetens is the source of this 1227-nucleotide messenger RNA. Lineage: Eukaryota; Dinophyceae; Suessiales; Symbiodiniaceae. The record is from the annotation of a GenBank genome assembly.